Molecule: messenger RNA, 14185 nt
Organism: Manduca sexta (tobacco hornworm)
Lineage: Eukaryota; Metazoa; Arthropoda; Insecta; Lepidoptera; Sphingidae
Gene: Dhc16F
Product: dynein heavy chain 6, axonemal
Exons: 68
Coding region: 845-12649 (3934 amino acids)
Biological process (GO): microtubule-based movement
Cellular component (GO): dynein complex
Molecular function (GO): dynein intermediate chain binding; ATP binding; ATP hydrolysis activity
Source: RefSeq, a predicted model, not a curated record
CGCGUCUAUUUAUAAAAUGUCAUUGAUAGGAGACGGCAGAAACUUCAUAGAACCCUGAGCUUGGUGUUACAGAGAUGAUUUAUUCAUUAUUUUGUAGGAAUAAUUGAACAAUUUCUAAAUUAGAAAAAAAAGUCUGUCUACAAUGGGAGUAAAGAAAUAAUCGCUAUAGAAUAUAGCGUAAAAAAACACUUUCGGUGAAUAACUUCGUGUUACCCGAUAGAACAAAAUGUUCGCAGCACCUAAUCAUUGUCCAUUGGAUUGGCGUAUUGACUAAUAAGCAGCUGGUUUAGAUAAUAAACAGAAUUGAAAUUGUCGCAUGGGAUCGACGAGGACCGAUAUAAAGUGGACGAAUCUCUGUGGUGUUACAACGCCAUGUAGCUAAGCUACAAUUAACACCAUCGUGUUGAUGUUUCAUCGUUACUUUUCGAAAUCGGUAGAACAAGCAAAAUCAGUCGAGCAAGCAAGAAAUCAAAGUCCGUUUUUGAAUAAGCGAAACCACGGGAAAUUCCUUUUCACGUGCCUCAUAAAAAGCUAUUACAAAAAAUAGAGUUCGUCAAGAGAGAGCCGGAACCAUUGACUGGGUUUACUACAGCUCAAGAAGAUCGACGCAUAAAAGAAAGAAAACCCGCCAAACUGCAACUUGAACCCAUAAAAUUAGAGGAAAGUCUUAGCACUGUUAAAGAAAAGAAAAAAAGAAACACUCAAAAUACGAGAAUCCCGAAGCAGUUUAGACAUAAACAAAGAAGAUGUGACAGCCGACCCCUUAAAAGUAAAACCUGUCGUAGCCUCGCAGGCCGAAGUAAUUGACUACGUGAAGAAUAAUCCCGCAUGCGGAUUUUUAUACAUGAUGUAUGCCGUCCACCCACAAAAUGUUUAUUUUACGCCGUAUUACCUCAAGGUUGUACCGUACGAAGAGAUCGACAGAAAGAAUUACCUUACAAUUAGCGCUUGUGGAGUUACACAUUAUACGAACGAAAUGGUAUUUACGAAAUUACCUGCUUGGGAACAAGAAUAUAAUAUUUUUGUCAAACUUACUGAUAUAAAAUUUUUCAAAGUAUAUAGAUAUUGGAAAGCAUUCUAUGUCUGGAGAAAAUCAAUAGUUUUCAGAAAAUAUAGUAAACUACGAUCUAAAUUGGCUAAGAAUUUAUUUAUCCUUACACCAGUAUUGGGAAAGGCGUUACUGAAUAUACAAGCUAUGUGCUGCGAAAUGUACAUGAAAAGUUUUGCGGAUUUGUCUAGAGAUAUGGAUACAGCAUUUUUCUACUUUAUAGAAGUUCUGAUGAAACGCGUGGAAUACAUAAGGGAUAAGCUAAAAGAAUUUCGAGAUGUGGCCUUGGAUAUUAUAACACAAACCUGCCAUACGGCGCUUUAUCAACAAGGUUUCGUGUUUGACGAUAGAAAUAUACCACCAUUUCAAAUGAUUAGGGGCAAACCUACGGGAGGGAUGUCUUACACUGAAAAAGCAAACAAAAGAAAAUAUUGUGAAAGACUGGCUUGUUUUAUAAAAUUAACUGAUUAUAUGACGAACUAUAUGUUGUACCGAUUAACAAAGCGAUCCAACAACAUGUUAGCUGAAAUGUUCCGCGUACACGUCAGCUUCACGCCAGAUCGGGAACUCUUGGAAGGCACCGCGGUCGAUGAAAUUCUCGAAGUCAUCCCAAGAGUUACUGAUACUUGUAAGUGGGCCCUAUUUCAAAUAGACGCUUUCGUUGAACCUAGUGGUGAGGUGAUACUAAAUCCAAGCGAAAAAGUAAUGUCAACGUAUGUCGAAAAAAUAACCAGCUACUGGGAUGAAUAUGUGCGAACUUUCCAUAAUUUUUUGAACGAACCGACUUUGGAAAUAUUUGUACAACCAACUGUGAUGGGCAAGCAAGUCGAAUGGUCUGCUGGCGUAUCCCCCAAUUUAUACUUCCUUAUGAACCAGGAUAAACAAAUGAUAGAAGAUAUUGCAUUUAUACCAAGUGCUAUUAAAAAUGGCUUCGAUAAUGUUUGGAUAUUCCUGAGACGUUUGCAAGGUUUUAUGGAUAGUUUCAAAGAAGCGAAUGAAUUGGACCUAAACAUUAUUAAAAAUGAAAGAGAUAUCAAUGAGUUUAGAAAACUAUGCGAGAAGCUAGUAAAGCAGAUGGAAUCUAUAGAGGAGGUCGUUUGCUAUCAGCCCCUGGGAAUACUAUUUUUAUGUCUCAGUCCUUUCCAAGAGUUAUUUAGACCACAGCCAAGAAGACUAUUUGAUGUUGUUCUUAAUGUUACUCCUGAUAUCGGUCGAGCAGCUAUUGAUGAAAUAUUGGAAGGUAUUGAUAAUAUAACUGAAGACAUUACCAAUGAGCCGGAGACGGCCGGUGAACUGGUUACAUUCAACUUCAUGAUGGAUGGACUAGAGUCACGCGUCGCCUUUCUUGAAGAGCGCUUGGAGUACCUUCGAGAACUUUAUGACCUUAUGGGAGAGUUCAACAUUCCUAUACCACCUGAUGAUAUGACUGAAUACCUGGGUUUAAGUGUGGCUUUAGGCACAUUACGAACUGAUGUUGAUGCACGGCUGGAAACUAGAAGUAAACUUGCUGGACUGUUUGCUAGUCAGAUUGGCAAAGACAUAAUGGAACUCAUGAUGGACGUUAAUAAGUUACGAGAUGAAGUCAUGCAACCCUGGCUUUAUGACGACAAAUCAGAUAUGGAAAAAGUUAUGGAGGCAUUAAGUGGAUUGAUGGAUAAACUCAUGGAAUGCUCGAGCAGAGAUAAACAGAUAAGAGAAUGGCAGAAAAUAUUUAAGAUACCACCUGCCAGGCUGGAACAGCUGGACGAAGCAAUAAACGACGUAAAGCUUAGACAAUUAUUAUGGACCUCAUCCAAAGAAUGGGAAGACAUGUUUAAAUCAUGGUAUGAAAAUCCAUUCAAUACUUUGGACAUUGAUGAAAUUCAGACAAUAACAAUAAACUUCGGCAAAGUCUUUAAUCAACUUGACAAAGGCCUACCACCAAACAAAAUUGUGCCGAAAUGUAAGGAAACAAUAGAUAUUAUCAAAGAGAAGUUACCCGUAAUGACAUAUUUGCGGAAUCCAGCAUUGAAACCGCGUCACUGGGUCAAAAUCGAAGAAAUCUUGCACACACGUUUCACACCUGAUAUCGUACUGACUCUGCGAGUAUUUGAAGAUUUACAUGCUUUUCAAUAUGCAGAGGAACUCAUGGAAGUUGCUGGACAGGCUAGUUCCGAAGCUGGCCUGGAAGCUUUACUCAAAAAGGUCGAGGAAAUAUGGGCGGCACUAGAAUUCCCAGUACUUUUGCAUAAAGAUGCUCGGGACGUUUACGUUCUCGGAGGCCUAGACGAGAUACAAGCGGCCCUCGACGAAAGUAAUAUACACGUGAGCACGAUCCUUAGCUCAAGAAGCUGUGGACCCAUUAAGGGGAGAGUUGAAGAGUGGGCCCGAAACUUAGAGUUAUUCGCUAAAACACUUGAAGAAUGGUAUGCAUGUCAGCAAACUUGGAUGUACCUGGAAGUUAUAUUUUCUGCCCCUGAUAUUCAGAGGCAGUUGCCAAACGAAACACGACUUUUCACCAUGGUUGAUAAGUCCUGGAAAGACAUCAUGCGUAAACUAGCCAAGGUACCUCUGGCAAUGCCUGCUGCAACACAACCAAAAUUGUAUGAAGAAUUUGUUCGUAACAACGAAAUGUUGGACCAGAUCAUGAAGUGCCUUGAAGCGUACCUAGAAACGAAACGAGUUGCAUUUCCAAGAUUCUUCUUUUUGUCCAAUGAUGAAUUGCUUGAAAUAUUGGCUCAGACUCGUAACCCACAUGCUGUGCAACCACAUCUACGUAAAUGUUUCGAUGCAAUAGCGAAGUUGGAAUUUGGAGUAAAACUACCUGAAAGUGAAAUGGAAAUAACGGAAGACGGUACAUUAGUGGAGAAAGAAAUGUCAUUUCAAACUAGAGAUAUGCUUCAAGCAAAACUCGCUAAAACCGCCAAACCAGAGGAUUUAACCACGGAUAUUAUAGCAAUGAUUUCACCAGAAAGCGAAAGAGUAAAUUUAGGAAAGGGUUUGAAAGCUCGAGGCAACGUUGAAGAUUGGCUCGGCAAGGUAGAAGAGGCAAUGUUCGCAUCUGUAAAGCGGUGCAUGAAGUUUGCUCUCAAAGAUUUCAUGGCACGUCCUCGGGUUGAAUGGGUAGAACUUCAUGCUAACCAGGUGGUCCUAACCGUAUCUCAAAUAAUGUGGGCUAAAGGUGUCCAUGAAGUUUUCGAUCUGGAAAUACCGUUACGUAUUGAUACGACUCUCCUCGAGUACGAAAAAAAAUGCAUUGUCGAUUUGAACGACCUCGCUGCGUUGACUCGCAAGGAUCUUACUUCAUUAUUUAGGAAGGUUUUGUGUGCGUUAAUUACGAUAGAUGUGCAUGCUAGAGAUACCAUAUCGCAAAUGGUAGACAAACAUGUGCAACGCGCUAAUGAUUUCGAAUGGCUUAAAAUGAUUCGAUACUACUGGGAAGAAGAUAUCGACAACUGUGUUGCUCGUAUGUCGAGUGCGUUAUAUAUUUACGGCCAUGAAUACUUGGGUGCUGGAGGCGUAUUGGUAAUAACUCCUCUGACUGAUCGGUGCUAUUUGUGCCUGAUGGGAGCUUUGCAGCUAGACUUGGGUGGGGCACCGGCUGGUCCCGCUGGUACUGGGAAAACUGAGACUACUAAGGAUUUAGCCAAAUCACUGGCUAUUCAGUGUGUCGUAUUCAAUUGUUCUGAAGGACUUGAUUACAAAAUGAUGGGGAGGUUCUUCUCGGGUCUAGCCACUUCAGGAGCGUGGUGCUGUUUCGAUGAGUUCAACCGAAUCGACAUCGAGGUGUUAUCAGUAAUUGCACAACAACUUAUCACAAUCAGAAAUGCAAAAGUAGCGAGACAGACGAGAUUCAUGUUUGAGGGUCGUGAAAUUAAACUCGUACGCACUUGUGCAGCGUUUAUUACUAUGAAUCCAGGUUACGCAGGCAGAACUGAGCUACCUGAUAACUUGAAAGCUUUAUUCCGUCCUAUAUCGAUGAUGGUACCGGAUUAUGCUCUAAUCGCGGAAGUAAUUCUGUAUUCAGAAGGAUUUGAAUCAUCGAAGAGUCUAUCCAAGAAAAUGGUUCAAAUGUACAAACUUUCUAGCGAACAGUUGUCCAAACAAGACCAUUACGAUUUUGGCAUGAGAGCAGUGAAAAGUGUCUUGGUCAUGGCCGGUGCUUUGAAGCGAGCUAGUCCCGAUCAACCUGAGGAAAUGACUCUCUUGUGUGCCCUCAAUGACAGCAACUUACCCAAAUUCCUGGCCGCAGAUGCGGUAUUAUUUGCGGGAAUUCUAUCAGACUUGUUUCCAGGUGUCAGCCUGCCGUUUAGAGACUACGGUGUCAUGGAGGACGUUAUAAAAAUAAUUCUGCUGGAGAGAAAACUGCAGGUAGAAAUAUGCCAAAUUCGCAAAGUAAUACAACUGCAUGAAACCAUGAUCGUGCGCUGGGGUGUCAUGUUGGUAGGACCUACCGGCGGCGGCAAGACUGUUGUGCUACACGUUCUAGGGGAUACGUACACGAGACUUAACGAGAACGGGGUCCCGGGAUCUCAGUACCAAUACGUGCACAAAUACAUAAUGAACCCAAAGAGUCUCACCAUAGGCGAACUGUAUGGCGAAGUGAACUUGCAAACUCUAGAAUGGCACGAUGGUAUACUUCCGCUUAGUCUUCGAACUGCUGUUCAGUGCGAGAAAACAGAUCACCAAUGGUUGAUUUGUGAUGGACCUGUGGACGCAGUGUGGAUUGAGAACAUGAACACGGUGCUUGACGACAACAAGAUGCUCUGUCUCUCCAACUCUGAACGCAUUAAACUGACACCCUACGUACACAUGGUUUUUGAGGUGGCAGAUUUAGCGCAAGCGUCUCCCGCUACUGUGUCCCGAUGUGGGAUGGUGUAUAUAGACCCAAACGAAAUGGGCUACCUGCCUUACGUGCGCUCGUGGCUAAACGAAGGCGUCGAAAAAAAUCUAUUCACGGCAGACAAUUCAGAAUUUCUAUACAUUCUGUUCCAAAUGCUCCAAGUGGGAGUGAAGCAUGUUAACACAAAAUGCAGUGUGGGAAUCAGACAGGUGGAUAUAAGCAAAGUAUCAGCUAUAUGUUUUUUAUUGGGGGCAUUACUAGCCGAGCCAGGUGAUCGGUUUGCAGACAAAGCUGCAAUAAAAGUGUAUAUCGCUCAUUGCUUCAUAUUCUGUUACGUGUGGUGUAUAGGCGGUAACAUACUGGAGAUAAAUCGAAAGGGGUACGAAGAAGUUAUUAAGAGGCAAUUUGAAGAGUUCGAAGAGGCAGAGUAUUUCCCACAGGGUUUCAACUUCUUUGACAUGUAUAUGGACACGCGGCAACGGAAACUAAAAGUGUGGGCUGAAAUAAUUCCCGAGUUUAUAUAUGAUUGCAAUAAACCGUUCUUUGAGACUUUGGUUCCUACUAUCGACACGGUGCGCUAUGGAUACUUGUUCGAAAAACUCCUUGGUGCUGGAAAGCCGGUUAUGUUUACCGGGAAUACAGGUGUUGGUAAAACUUGCAUAGCUGUUGAGAUCCUAAAUCGGAUGUCGACCACUGGGUACUAUAUACCGAUUAUUUUGAAUUUUUCGGCACAAACUAGUAGCACACGCACACAGGAAGUUAUAGAGUUACGAUUGGACAAAAGGCCUCGGAAAGCGAUUGGAGCUCCUCUAGGCAAAAAAGUUAUCAUAUUCAUAGACGACGUAAACAUGCCUCGACUUGACGUGUAUGGUGCUCAGCCCACUAUAGAAUUGCUAAGACAAUUUCUAGACUUCGGCGGUGUGUACGACCGUGACAAAUUAUAUUGGAAGGAAAUAUUAGACGUAGUUUUAUCGUGCGCUUGCGCACCACCUGGUGGUGGAAGAAAUCCAUUGACUGCCAGAUUCGUGAGGCAUUUUGCAAUGUUUUACAUAUCCGCACCAAAUGCUGAUGCUAUGAAAACUAUAUUCAAGGCAAUUCUUAAAGGUCAUAUGGAAGAUUUCGUAUCCGAAGUAUCGGUUUUAGGAGAACCGAUAGUAAAUGCGGCUGUAGAGGUGUACCUAAAAAUUUGCGCCGAGCUGCUACCGACUCCUGCGAAAUCGCAUUAUGUGUUCAACUUACGAGAUCUGUCCAAGUCGAUGCAAGGUGUACUCCAAGCGGAUGCUGCUUACAUGCGGGCGCCACAAGGAAUGCUUCGUUUGUUCUACCACGAAUGUCUUCGCGUCUUCCACGAUCGAUUGAUAAACAUUGAAGAUAAAAGUUAUUUCUAUCAUUUGAUGGCUUCAGUUUGUGAAAAAUAUUUUCACAAUCCGAUUUUGGAUGUCCCGGAAGACCCGAUAAUCGAACGCCCACCUCUUCUUCUCUUUGGUGAUUUCUUAAAUUCGGCUGUUCCGAAGGAAAACAGAAAUUACCAAGAAAUAUCCGAUAUGGCAAGACUAAUGGUGGUUCUAAAGGAAUACUUGGAGGAAUACAACUCGACGGCCCGUGCGGAGAUGCAUCUAGUUCUGUUUCAAGACGCGGUAGAGCACGUCGUGCGCGUAGCGAGGGUAUUCCGAGCGGAGCGUGGACAUUGUCUGAUGGUGGGUCCGGGCGGAUCUGGACGGCGGAGUGUCGCAACGCUCGCCGGACAUGUUAACGAGUGCAAAUGCAUGGGAAUGGAGUUGAAACGGAACUACGACACGCCAGAGUUCCACGACGACCUGCGCAAGAUGUACAUGCGCGCCGGCGUCAACAACGACGAUACCGUUUUCCUGUUCACCGACACCCAGAUCACUAAGGAGGAGUUCCUGGAGGACAUUAAUAAUAUGCUUAAUUCCGGUGAAGUGCCGAACUUGUUUGAAGGCGAUACUUACGAACAGGUGCAGACUGGGUGCCGGAACGACGCCGCUAAGUUUGGCAUCAAUCCAGCGGACCGUGACUCUGUCUAUUAUUUCUUUAUCAACCGCGUGAGAGGCAAACUUCAUUUGUGUAUUUGUAUGAGCCCCGUGGGAGAGGCUUUCAGACGUCGUUGCCGCAUGUUUCCGUCAUUAGUGAACUGCUGUACAAUCGACUGGUUCACUAAAUGGCCGCCUGAAGCGUUGCUUUCCGUGGCCCAGCAGUGCCUGCAGCCGCUUGGCAACCAGGAGAUAAUCGAAAAGAUCUCGCCGCUGUGCGUCAUAAUGCACCAGGACGUAGAUUUAAUGACUGAUCGUCUGUAUCAGGAAAUGAGACGUUACUUCUAUACAACUCCAAGCAGUUAUUUAGAUUUACUAAAAUUGUACCUUGCUCUGCUUGAUAAAAAACAACAGCAAAUAAUACGUGGCCGAGAUAGAAUUUCAUGUGGAUUACAGAAAUUGUACGAAACUUAUGAGGUUGUCGGAGUGAUGGAGCAACAGGUACGUGAAAUGGAACCCAUCCUGGCUCGCAAAGCUGAGGAAGGUAUUGCACUAGUUGAUAGACUUAAAGUCGAACAGAAGGCGGCUGAUGAAGUGAAGCAAGCUGUCAUGAAAGACGAAGCUGAAGCAAAGAUUAAAGCAGAAGAAGUGAAGGAAAUAGCGGACGAGGCGAAAGCGGACCUCGCCUUGGCCAUGCCCGCGAUGGAAGCCGCUCAGAACGCACUCAAAGCUCUCAAUAAAGCUGACAUCAAUGAAUUAAAAGCUUUUCAGAAGCCGCCCGCCCUCGUGCGCUUCGUAAUGGAACCUGUGUGCAUUUUAAUGGGCGUUAAGCCUGAUUGGGACUCGACAAAGAAAUUACUAGCUGAUGUUAACUUUAUUGGCAAACUAGAAGACUAUGAUAAAGACCACAUACCUGACGCUACUCUGAAAAAAAUAAAAGUUUAUUUAACUCAUAAGGAUUUUAAUCCAGACACUGUCGUGAAAGUAUCGAAGGUAUGUCGCUCCAUGGUUCUGUGGGUGCAAGCUAUCGACAUGUAUGCGAAGGUGUUUCGAGUCGUGGAACCUAAGAUAUUAAAGCACAAAGAAGCCGCUGCUAUAUUGAAAAGCGUAAUGGCGGUUUUGAGGGCAAAACAGAAAGAAGUUGAAGCAAUUGAGGCACAAUUAGAGAAAAUGAUGGACGAAUUAAGGGUAGUAGAAGAGGAACGUCAGAAAUUACAGGCUGAUGUCGAUUUGGCUGCGGCGAGACUCUCCCGAGCUGGAAAACUAACUCAGGCUUUAGCAGAUGAGAAAACGCGAUGGGAAGACAGUGUCAAAUCCGCCACUAAACAGCUGCACUGCACAACGGGUGACAUAAUAGUAGCAUCUGGUUGUAUCGCGUAUUUCGGCGCGUUCCCCUCACACUACCGACGAGAGCUUGAGUUGCGAUGGAUCGAACAGUGCGCUGCUUUGGAAAUACCCUCAUCGGAUUCUUUUGAUCUUAUAUCAAUAAUGGCGGAUUCGUACACGGUGCGUACAUGGAACUCUCAAGGUCUGCCGCGCGAUGCUAUCUCCACGGAGAAUGGUAUACUGGUGACUAGAGCGGGAAGAUGGCCGCUUACCAUUGAUCCUCAAGAACAGGCCAAUAGAUGGAUAAAGAACAUGGAACGAGAGAAUGGUUUGCAAAUAACGAAACUGAAUGAUCCCUCGUACAUUCGUAUGUUGGAAAAUUGUAUACGACUCGGUUGGCCGAUGCUCAUUGAGGAUUUAGGAGAAUCAUUGGAAGCCACUCUGUCGCCGGUACUACUCAAACAGACCUUCGUUCAGGCCGGGCGUCUGUUGAUACAUUUAGGGGACAGCGACAUCGAAUACGACACGAACUUCCGUCUGUACCUCACCACGAAACUCGCGAACCCGCACUACCUGCCCGAAAUCUGCAUACAAGUGACGCUAGUCAAUUUCACCGUCACUCUGUCCGGGCUCGAGGACCAACUUUUAGCAGACGUGGUAAGAUUAGAGAGGCCAGAUUUGGAAAUACUCCGCACUCAACUGAUAGUGCGCAUUAACACCGACAAAGCUACUCUACUAGAGAUUGAAGACAAAAUCUUACGGCUACUGUAUGCUUCGACUGGAAAUAUUCUGGACGAUGAAGAGCUUAUAGAGACUCUCAAUGAGAGUAAGGAAACGUCUGAAAUAAUAAAUGCUCGACUCGAAGAAACAGAAGCGACAGAGAUCAGCAUAUCGGCAGCGCGGGAGAAGUAUCGCACGGUCGCGACCCGCGGCGCGGUGCUAUACUUCGCGGUGGCGCAGUUGGCAGACAUAGAUCCCAUGUACCAGUUCUCGUUAAAGUAUUUCAAUCAGGUGUUUAAUGCUGUAAUCGAAAAGAGCGAGAAAUGCGACAUACUAGAAACACGAUUGGAUAUUUUACAUCGAGAAAUAACGUUAUCGGUGUACCGCAAUGUAUCCCGGGGAUUGUUCGAGAGGCACAAGCUGGUGUUCAGCUUUCUGCUCAAUAUGGCCAUUUACCUGAAUGCAGGUUUAAUCACACCCGAUCAGUGGAAUUUCAUACUGCGUGGAGCAGCCGGGACCAAAGUCGUACCCGUUAAAAAGCCAUUAGUUGAAUCAUUGACAGACCAAAUGUGGCUCACCAUCAAUCAUCUGCAGGAGACCGAUUCCAGUUUCACAGGAAUAUUAGACGAUUGUCUCAAAAAGAUUCCAAUUUCUAUAGGAUCAUUUAGUGUGGAUAUUCAUAUAAACUUGAACGACAAAAGUGCGCCGAAAAUAAACUGGGACGAAAAAUUGACUUCGUUCGAAAAGUUGAUGAUAAUUAAGGCUCUGAAAGAGGAAAAAUUGGUAUUUGCAAUCGCUCAGUACGUGAGCAUCAGCCUGGGCUCCGUCUUCAUAGAGAGCCCGACGGUUCAGCUGAAUACACUGUAUGCUGAUACGACAUCGAUAAUUCCGCUGGUGUUUGUGCUAAGUACUGGCUCGGAUCCGUUCGGUGCGUUCCAGAAGUUUGCCACAGAGAUGGGUAUGCGCGAUCGCGUGCAUUCCAUAUCGCUUGGGCAGGGCCAAGGACCAGUGGCGGAGAAAAUGAUAAACAAUGCAAAACCCUUAGGAGAUUGGAUAUUUUUACAGAAUUGUCACUUAGCUGCCUCAUGGAUGUUGAGCCUGGAACAAAUUGUAGCUAACCUGGGAAGUGACACUGGCACUCCGCACCCUGACUUCCGCCUGUAUCUGAGUUCAAUGCCCACACCAAAAUUCCCAGUAUCAGUGCUGCAGAACUCUGUGAAAGUCACCAACGAACCGCCUAAAGGAUUAAAAGCAAACGUCAAGAGAGCUUUAGUAGAGAUGGAAGAGGAUUUCUUUGAGAAUCACGUGCUCGGUCAGGAUUGGAGGACUAUGCUGUUUGGGAUAUGCAUGUUCCACGCAAUAAUACAGGAGCGCAAAAAGUUCGGUCCGCUCGGGUGGAACAUCACGUACGAAUUCAACAACAGCGACCGCGAGUGCGCCAUGCUCAACCUGCAGAUGUUCUGCGAGGACGGGCACAUACCCUGGGAUGCGCUCGAGUACAUCACCAGUCAAAUUACAUACGGAGGUCGUGUUACCGAUAUGUGGGAUCAGCGUUGCUUGACAACAAUCCUGAAACUUUUUUUCUCCCCUCCGAUUUUGGAAGAUGACUACAAAUACUCGCUAUCAGGGACAUACUACUGUCCUAGAGCGGAUAAACUGGAAGACUUCCGAGAAUAUAUAGAAACAUUGCCUGUUAUUGAGGAUCCUGAAGUGUUUGGAAUGCACGAUAACGCUAAUAUAGCGUUUGAGAAUAAAGAAACGAGUACUCUCAUAAAAACUAUAGUUGACGUGCAACCGCGUGCUAGCGGCGGGGGUGGCGGAGAUACGCCCGAUCAGAUCGUGUGGCGGAUUUGCGACCAGACCCGCGCCUCGAUCUCGACCAAGAUCGACAGUACGCUAGUGAACCCAGACCUCAUGGUGCCAGACGACAUGGGGCAGCUCCACUCGCUGACUACAGUGCUUCUGCAUGAAACAGAUAGAUUUAAUACGUUACUUGCACUUAUACAUUCAUCGCUUAAUGAAUUACAGAAGGCUAUUAAGGGAGUGGUAGUUAUGUCGGAAGCGUUUGAAGAGGUAUUUAACUCUUUUUUAAAUAACAAGGUACCAGCCCUAUGGCACAAAAAGGGGUAUAAUUCCUUAAAGUCGCUUGGCAGUUGGAUCCAUGAUCUCAUACUUAGAAUUGAUUUUAUGGAGAAAUGGUUGAUGGACGGUAUACAGCCAAGCAGUUGGGUGUCGGGUCUCUUCUUCCCCCAAGGUCUGCUUACCGGCUCGCUACAGGCCUUCGCGAGGCGCUACAGAGUCCCCAUCGAUGCGCUCCUGUUUGAUUUCGACCCUAUUCCAAUGUUUCUAUCUCAAGAAGACAUUUAUAAACAAAAUAAGAGAAAAAAAGAAGACGAACCUGAUGUGUAUCAGAAUCUGGUGGCCCCCGAAGACGGCGUCAACAUCCACGGCUUGUUCAUAGACGCGGGCCGGUGGGACAUGAAACAAAACUGCCUUGUCGAUGCUCUACCAGGACAAAUGAAUCCUCCCCUGCCCGUGGUGCGGUUCUACCCGGUGCUGGAGCUGCCGAAGCCCGAUCCUCGUUAUCAAGCGCCACUGUACAAAACUUCUGAAAGAGCCGGAACACUGUCUACGACUGGACACAGCACAAACUUCGUCCUGCCAGUUCUUUUGCCUACCAAUAUGCCCUCAGACUUUUGGAUCAUACGUGGAACAGCUCUACUCACACAAAUAACCGAUUAAACCAUCAAGUUAUCAAUAAGGGUGUCAACAUUUUAUCGGGCUACCCUUUAUCAUAAUUUAUACACAAUAAAUUAAUAUAAAAAUGUAUUUCAUGAGCACAAAAUAUUUAUAUUGUUAUUGGCUAUUAUUUGAAAUGUGCCACAAACUCAAAAUUUAUAGGCAUUUUCCAAAAAAGAAGUACAUAAGAUUUUUAUAGACAAACUUGAAUAGGUGCAAAUAGACUUAACAGAGCGAAAACCAUCAUAGGCCACCAAAGGCAGACCAUCCGUCAUUGAUUGUGACCCUUAAAAAUCCAUUAUCAAGACGCGUCAGAUGCUUCUAGAAAGACUGAUGUAACCAAUGACAAAGCCAACGAGCUGGCGUGAUAGCCGAUGCGAACAGUUUAUCUUAACAAAUUGCCGGUACAUAAGACUUUCACUGUGAAUAUCGAUAUUCUUCAGUGUAUAAUUUUUAGCACAUUUACCUACUCUAUCCCUAUGUCUUUAACACACAUUGAAGUCAUUAUUGCUAGUAGUGAACCACUAUUUUGUUUCCUAGCAAGUUUUCGUAUUACAACGUUGCUUUCUUAGAGCAUAUUUAGACACGUUAUACUAAAAUAAAUGAUGGUGCUUUAAUUUUAUUAUAUUUUUUAUUUAUAAUUAGUUUUAAUUUUUAUACGUAUAUCUUUGUUUUAUAAUCCGUCGAUAGACAGCAGUGGGUAUUAAAAAAACAUAUUGAUUUGUACAAUAAGUGCUGGCUAAUGGUAUUUUCAGAUUAGGUAACAAAAGUCCCAACUAAUACCAUAGUCCGCGUAUUACUGCUAGUCACCGCCUGCAGUAUGUCCGUACGGCUCGUGUUUGACAAAGCCCAGAGGUGAAGUAACUCCACGCCGCACAGCACUCUCCCACCCACCAGAUCCUAUAAGUUGUACAUAUUUAAAAAAGGCAACCUAUAGAACUUAGUGAAACAUUUUUAUAUCUUUUAGUGCAAAGAUGUAGAACUAAUUAUUUUGUAUUGAUAGGUACCGUCAUCCACAUAAGUAGCUAAUCAAAUUCAGAAUUUCAAAUCGUCUAUGCACCUUUGUGUUCUUAUCAAAUUUCUUAACAAAAAUUUGGGCUUAAUUUACUUUUCAUCAAAGAAAAAAUGUUUCAAUAACACUUAAUAGUGAUUUGGGUUUUUUCAACUACUUUUAUGGCUGACUGUACGAAAAGAAUAUUUGGUAAUUAUUGUAUCUCGGCUACUUGAUUUUUGUUUUAUGUUUAUAUUUUUUAAUAACAUAGCCUGAGUUAAAUUGUUUUUCUAUUACAAAUAGAUACAACUAGAUUGAACAUUGUAAUAUUAUUAGCUGAUAAUUUGAUUGAUAUGGGUCAUGUUAUCAUAUCAUUCCUUUGCCGUUUAACUGUAGCGGUUUGAGUGAUUCAUAAGUUCACACCGGGCGUGGUGGAGUAGACAUUUUUUAUCCGUUUUAUAAACCUUUAAAAUUAAUAGAAUUUUUGUUGUUUGAUUGUAGACAGUAUUCAAUAAAAUUUGUAGGCAACAAACAUUUACUAAAAUUAU